Messenger RNA from Sturnus vulgaris (Common starling), 7450 nucleotides. The record is from RefSeq and is a predicted model, not a curated record. NCBI's taxonomy places the organism in Eukaryota, Metazoa, Chordata, Aves, Passeriformes, Sturnidae.
UCAGCCCCUCCAAACCCUUCCCCAUCCUUGUUCCCCUCCUUUGGUCCAUCUCCACCACCUUUCCAUCCUUCUCACACUGUGGUGCCCAAAGCUGUCCCCAGCACUUGAGGAGAGGCCACCCCAGAGCAGAGCUGGACAGUCCCCUCCCUCAGCCAGCUGACAAUGCUGGGCUUGGGGCACAACUCUGAAAUUCAGCAUUUUUGAUGCACAACUUGGUCAACUUUUUCCUUCUAUUCUGUCAGUCCUAAAAUUAUAUCUCCUUUUUCUGUGUAUUACUUAUUUUCCCUGUCCUAAGUCAUAAACCAAAGGACACAAUGAACGCAAAAUACAGAAGUAUUUUAUUUCAUCUACCAGAAUGUGAAAAUUAUCAGUAGUUGUGGCACAUCAAAGUACAGGCAAACUAUUUCCAGCAGCAGGAUUAUAUGGUGGAAAAAUUAGACUUUCCAGGCACAUCCAGAUGCAGUGUGCUACUGGGAGAGUAUCCAAGUUUCUGUGAAGAGCAGAUCUUUGGAUACAAGGGAGUGGUAUCACAUCACUUUGGCUGCUUGUGUGCUUUAGGAGCAAUUGAGUUAGUCUGGAACUUUUAAUUUUAGGGUUUGGAUAUUUUAGCAUUAAACCUUAUGUCCUGAUGCCACAGGAGACAUCUGUUGGUCCUGUUGGAGUGACUGUAGGAAUGAAGCAGAUCAGAUUUUUUUUCUCCAUGUAGUUUUUGACAAAUAUAUAUUUCUGGCACAGUAUCUCAUUUUUGGUGCAAUAGGUGUUUGUACAGCACUUUGACAGUCCAGAGAAAAGGGCUUGGCAGGAGUGGCCUUGUGAGCAUUGCUGAUCCCUGGGAUUUUUGCACCAUUGGACCAAAGCACAUGGGCAGCAAUCACUGUUUGGGGAGUCUUCAUUGGCUUUCUUGGGGCCAGAAAUGCCAGUUGCAGUGGAAAAUUAAACCCACUUUGAAGAUCAGUAUAAAUCCAGUUGGAUCUUCUAGAAAAUUCAUUAUAGCUCAUAUUGUGAGGUAAUUCAGGUUUUGUUCACUCAUUUAUGAAAUUCUGAAUUGCUUUGUGGCCAUGAUUUCAGAACUGCUCCUUGCCAGAAAAGAGGCUUUAUCCAUGGGAAUCCAGCCCUGGAAUUCCCUCUCUGAGCAUGUUAAGCUCUUGUUACAACUACAAGGCACUCAGACUUUCUUUUUCCUCUUGAAUUAAUCCAAACUCCCCUCACAGUGCAGUGUCCUGUGCAGGCUCCUGGUUCAGAAGUGGUUUUUCAAGGGAAGUUCAUGUUUUAAAGUGUUGUCUUUGUGUUUGCAGCUGCCAAUGUGAAGUAUCAGAAGAGAACAGUUGGAACUUUCUGGGACAAGAGAGGACUGUUUAUUCUCUCAUACUUUGGUUUUAAUAAGUGAAGAGCACAAAGUAUUGCAAGUGAAGACGAGGAUUCCUCCUCCUGCCCAGGGCCUGUCAUGGAUGAGGAGACUCAGCACAGCCUUGAAUGCAUCCAGGCUAAUCAGAUUUUUCCCAGGAAGCAGCUGAUCCGAGAGGAUGAGAACCUUCAGGUGCCCUUCAUUGAGCUCCACGGGGAGAGCACAGAGUACGUGGGACGAGCAGAGGAUGCCAUCAUUGCCCUUUCCAACUACAGGCUCCACAUCAAAUUCAAGGAAUCUGUUGUGAAUGUUCCAUUGCAGCUCAUUGAGAGUGUGGAGUGCAGGGAUAUAUUCCAGCUUCACUUGACUUGCAAGGACUGCAAGGUUAUAAGGUGUCAGUUUUCCACGUUUGAGCAGUGUCAGGACUGGCUGAAGAGGCUGAACAAUGCCAUCCGCCCCCCGUCCAAGAUCGAGGACCUGUUCUCCUUCGCCUACCACGCCUGGUGCAUGGAGGUGUACGCCAGUGAGAAGGAGCAGCACGGGGACUUGUGUCGGCCAGGAGAACAUGUAACUUCCAGGUUUAAGAACGAAGUGGAGCGGAUGGGAUUUGAUAUGAACAAUGCCUGGAGGAUUUCCAACAUCAAUGAGAAAUACAAGCUGUGUGGCAGUUACCCCCAGGAGAUCAUCGUUCCUGCCUGGAUCACCGACAAGGAGCUGGAGAGCGUGGCCAGCUUCCGCUCCUGGAAACGCAUCCCUGCCGUGGUGUACAGGCACCAGAGCAAUGGGGCUGUGAUCUCUCGCUGUGGCCAGCCCGAGGUGAGCUGGUGGGGCUGGAGGAACGCCGACGAUGAGCACCUGGUGCAGUCCGUAGCCAAAGCCUGUGCCUCAGACUCCAGGUCCAACAGUACCAAGUUAAUGAAUGGGAAUUGUUCCAGAGAUCUGGCCAACGGAGGGGACCUCUCUGAUGUGGAAUUUGACUCCUCCAUCUCCAAUGCCUCAGGAGCAGACAGUUUGGCAAUCCAGCCUCAGAAGCUUUUGAUCCUGGACGCUCGAUCCUACGCAGCAGCCGUGGCCAACAGAGCCAAGGGGGGUGGCUGUGAGUGCCCAGAGUAUUACCCCAACUGUGAAGUGGUGUUCAUGGGGAUGGCAAACAUCCAUUCCAUCCGCAAGAGCUUCCAGUCACUGCGCCUGCUCUGCACACAAAUGCCAGAUCCAGGAAAUUGGCUGUCAGCUCUGGAGAGCACCAAGUGGCUGCAGCACCUGUCAGUGCUCCUGAAAUCCGCGCUGCUCGUGGUGCACGCCGUGGACCGCGACCAGCGGCCGGUGCUGGUUCACUGCUCCGACGGCUGGGACCGCACGCCCCAGAUCGUGGCCCUGGCCAAACUCCUGCUGGACCCCUACUACAGGACCACAGAGGGUUUCCAGGUGCUAGUGGAGACAGAGUGGCUGGAUUUUGGCCACAAGUUUGCAGAUCGCUGUGGCCACGGGGAGAAUUCGGACGACCUCAACGAGCGCUGCCCGGUGUUUCUGCAGUGGCUGGACUGUGUCCAUCAGCUCCAGAGGCAGUUCCCCUGCUCCUUCGAGUUUAACGAAGCAUUCCUUGUGAAGUUGGUGCAGCACACCUACUCCUGCCUCUUUGGAACAUUCCUGUGCAACAAUGCGAAAGAGAGAGGAGAGAAACACACUCAGGAACGGACCUGCUCCGUCUGGUCUUUGCUGCGGGCAGCAAACAAAGCCUUCAAAAACCUGCUCUACUCCUCCCAGUCAGAAUCUGUGCUGUACCCCGUGUGCCAUGUGCGGAACCUGAUGCUCUGGAGCGCUGUUUACCUGCCCUGCUCCUCCCCCUCCACGCCUGCCGACGACACCUGUGCCCCAUACCCUGUGCCAGGCUCUAGCCCCGAAGAGCAGCCUCUGGGCAGGCUACCAAAGACAAGGUCCUUUGACAAUCUGACGACAGCCUGUGACAGCAGCGUGCCUACAACCAACCGCCGCAGCAGCGACCCCAGCCUCAACGAGAAGUGGCAGGAGCACCGGCGCUCCCUGGAGCUCAGCAGCCUCGGCCCCCCUGGGGACGACCCCUUCGAGGGGGACGGGCUGGGCAGGCAGGCCAGGGCCCCCAUGGGGGCAGAGCUCUCUGUGGCAGCCGGGGUGGCAGAGGGACAAAUGGAGAACAUUCUGCAGGAGGCCACUAAAGAUGAUGUUGGGCUGGAGGAGCACUUGAGGGGUGGCCUGGAGGCAGCAGGGAAAGGGGGUGAGGUUGGCCUGGAUAAGGAGAAGAGAGCCGACAAUCUGUGUGGGGAAAAGGCCGAGGUGGAUACAGGUACCGUAACGAACAAUCCCACAGCCAACCCACACCCGGCCUCACGCAGUGCUGCGGAGCUCAGAGGGCAGCAGGACGAGCCCAGCGAGCCCAGCAGCGCUCUCCAGAAGGCACCUCAGGGGAGAGGACUGCAGGCUGCUCCUUCUGAGGGCUCUGGAAACAGAGAUGCUCCAAACAACACGGAGGAGGAAGCUGUUGGGAAGGGUGAAGGAGAAGUAGAGAGCCCGUACGGCACAGCCCAGGCCAGCCUUGCCUUCCCUUUGACAGCCCUGAUGGAGGAAAGGACAUCCAACAUCGAAAGCUCCACGGAAACUUUAACAGAGACCGAAGCAAAGCCCGAGCUCACGCCCAGGGCUUCGUGCCACAGACCUCACCCCUUCGACAACAGCGCUGACCAGCUGUCCCGAACUCUGGAGAACAGGCCGGAGGGGGAGUGCAUGAUAGAGCUCCAAAAACUGGGAUCAAGAGCACACAGGACUUCUGGUAGCAGCACCACACACCUCCCGAUGCCUUCCCCUUGUGCCUUGCCUCUAGCAGACCGCAAAGAUGAGCUGGUGUAUAAUGGGGAGCUGGAGCUGGAGAACAAACUGAUGGAGAAACCCUCGGGACUCACGGCCCCAAAAUUCCCCACCACCAACGGACACUGCGUCAAUGGCGAGGAUGGGCACAUCAAGGCCUCGCUGAGCCGCCAGGUGUCCACGGCCAGCUGCAGCUCUGCUCAGCUCCACCUGAGGAACUUGCACCAGAAAUGGGUGUUGAGCCAGCUCGGCAAGCAGCCGGCCAGCAGCCCGGACCAGCCAGCCCGCAGCCACCUGGACGACGAUGGGAUGCCCGUCUACAGCGACGUCAUCCAGCAGCGCCUGCGCCAGAUCGAGACGGGCCAUCAGCAGGAGGUGGAGACCCUGAAGAAGCAGGUGCAGGAGCUGAAGAGCCGCCUGGAGAGCCAGCUCCUCAACAGCUCCCUGCGCCUCAACGGCGACUACGGCGACGAAGUGACGUCUAUUCCCGACUCGGAAAGCAAUCUGGAUCAGAACUGCUUGUCUCGCUGCAGCACAGAGAUUUUCUCUGAAGCCAGCUGGGAACAGGUGGAUAAACAGGAUACAGAGGUGACGCGGUGGCUCCCGGAUCACCUGGCCGCUCACUGCUACGGCUGCGACAGCGCCUUCUGGCUCGCCAGUCGGAAACACCACUGCAGGGCUCAGUUCCCUAAACUUGAGCUUGGGACAACUCCCAGAGCCUGGAUAUACACAAGUCACCCACAGCCCCAUGAGGAGUUAAAACGGACUCAGGGUUUCAGGUCUGGCUCAAAUCUCCCUGUAGGGUCUUCACUCCUUCAGCUUCCACACAUGCAGUGACCCAGCUAUUGGUGAGACCAACACCACGAGUAUCUCUGUAGUAAAUGUUUACACCCCUCCCUGGGAGUGGAAAUGAAUUGAACCCCACAGUGUAAGGCCUUGAGCAGGGUAAAACCUUCCAGCUUCCUUGGUUGCCAGUGUUUGCUCCCUGUUCCUGUUGCCCUGAGCUCUCUCUCCUCCCUGCAGGGACACUGACCGAGUUGAUCAGCUCUGGUGAGCAUUUCCAGCAGCCUCUGCCCGUUGUCUGUCUGCCUUUCCUGGGUGACUUCUCCCAACUAACUCAGCUUUUCUCCCCCUUUGUUUCUCACUUGCCUGGAAAUCACCAGAACUAAGCUGGGGGUGGCCAGCACGAGCUGCUGGGGAUUGGAUCCAUGUGAACAGCCCUCUAUCCUCACAGAAAGGCUUUUAGGACUUGGCUUUUGGGAGCUUAACUGGGAUGUGGCUCAGACUAACACUCACUGUCAGUCCUUGUGUGUACUGCUCACUGACAGGAGACUGUCCUGCAAGUUUUAUGCUUUUAUUUUUGAUAAUUUCCAUUUUUUUCCAUAUGUUUUUGGGAGAGGGCCAUGUGUUGUCAAACAAUUCCAGUAUUGCUGUGCAGGGUGUUAGCAAAAGCCUGCCACUUAUUUUAGAAGGACUGAAAAGCCCACGGCUGGAACAGGUGCCACAGAGCUGGUGGAGGGUCAGGAUAACCAAAACUGGAUGAAUAUCUGAGAUUUGGGAUGAGGAGGAGGCAUGGGGAGUGUGAAUUUCAGCCCCCCUUCCUCAAACGAGCAACAUCCCUUUUCCAGCCUGUUUUUUAUGUCUGUUUUUUAAUCUCUGAAGCAAAGCAGGGACCACCGAGAUAGAAGGAUGAGCUGUCCAGAGCUUUCCAAAGUAGUGUCAGAGCACCAUUGUCUAGGAUAAAACAACAAAAACCCCAGCAUAUGUUAGCAAUGGUGAGCUCCAACAAAGAGAUCCUUGUUUUAAUCCCUCUGAUGAUUUUCCCCUCAUCCAUCAGUGAGCUGCUCUGGGAUAAUCAUUCCUUGAGCAGCGAGAUGAGGCUGUGGGAGCUGUGUGGCACCUCCCAGGGCCAUUCCCACUCCUGCAGGUUCUUCUGACAGGGAUUUCCAGCAGGGCCCUCCAGUCUCUAGAACCUUUGCAGAGAGGCUGGUCCCUGUCAGCCUUUGCGUGCCGGGAGUGGGGGAUGUGGGACUGAGGAAAUGAGCCCACUGAAGUGGGAAAUGGGAUUUCUCUGCUGCCUCUCUCCCCAUCAGUGACCAGCAGCUGGAAAUCUCCUUUCUUGGCAAGGAAAGAUUAAUCAGAGCUGCUGGGUGUCAGCAGAAUUCCCCGGGAGUCUCUUGGCAGCAGCAAAUCUCCAGUGCAGAACAACAACAGCACCAAAUCCUGAUGCCAAAGAGUUAAUGGAAAGGGCAAAACCCAAGUCCCUGGAGUGCUGCUCCCAGCUCCUUGUAGGAAUGGAGGACAGGGCACAGAGGGCUCACAGGUUUUGAGGGGGGCUGCAGAAGGUAAUUAAUGACUGAGCUGUAACGAGGUGCAUGUGCCGGUGCGGCUCCGCCAGUGCCGGGAAUGCUGCGCGUGCCCACCUGUGCAUGGAACAGCUGCCUGCCCACCCCGGGCUUUGCAUGUUCCUCCUUGGCUCAGUUUCCUGGAUACAGGAGUGUGGGACUGCUGGAGUGGCUGUGGGGGCAGUGGGAGGGUGGCAGCAACUGAGGGCUUUGAUAUUUCCAUGUUUAAACCUUUUCAGCUCUGAGCAGAGCCUGGGAGCAGAGUCCAGCCUGCUCCUAGCACUGCCACAUCCCUCCUGGGAGCCAGGGCUGGAUGAGCUGUGUGAGCACGGCCAGAGCCCCCAUUCCCAAUGUUCCCCACAUUCCCCAGGGCCUGGCUCAGAAGGGUCCAUGGUGGCUCUGCUUCAGCCCCUCAGCACUGUGCCUCAGCGUGGCAUUGGCACCGUGCUGGAGGCCAGGCUGAACGGAGCUUGGAGCAGCCUGGGACAGUGGAAGGGGUCCCUGGUCGUAGCAGAGGUGGCACUGGGUGAGCUUUAAGGUCUCUUCCCACCUAAACCGUUCCAUGGUGAAUGGCAGAGAGCUCUCUGUGUGACAAGAGGGCUGAACAGAGGCAUUUAAUGACCUGCAAUCCACACUGGCCCUGGCUCCAUGCUCCUUCCCAUACCCACUCCCAGGAUCUCUACUCCAUCCAUAGGAGGGAGGAGCACAGAUGUUGGAGCUGUUUCUGCCCAUGCCCUGUCCUGUAGGGAGGUAUCUCCCCAGUCCCAGCACUGGCAAUAUCUCAUUCUAAUUUUGUCAAACUCCUUCUGAUCUUUUCCAUUUCUCCUUGUUCCUGAUGCAAGGAAUUGUGGCAACGUGUUCUGCUCCAGUUGCUGUAACCAGAAGGUGCCCGUUCCCAGCCAGCAGCUCUUUGAGCCCAGCA